Arachis ipaensis is the source of this 942-nucleotide messenger RNA. RefSeq names its product B3 domain-containing transcription factor VRN1-like. The record is from RefSeq and is a predicted model, not a curated record. Gene Ontology annotation, molecular function: DNA binding. Lineage: Eukaryota; Viridiplantae; Streptophyta; Magnoliopsida; Fabales; Fabaceae.
UCAAAAUAAACAUAUUCGACAUGAGUGCCCUCGAAAUUGAUUAUCCUUCCAAUGGCCGAAUCCGUGAUGACAACUCGGUUGAGAUUUUGGAUGAACCGCCGCCACGAAGGGGCCGAGGCCGGCCGAAGAAAAAAGUGAUAGCAGAACCAAAGCAAUCACGUGCUUCUACAACUACAAGCAAAAUAAUGAAAAGUGCCAUCAAAACUAAAGAUAUAGAUAAAAAUCCCAAUACACAAAACUUGAAGCUGCAUGUCGAGAAUGAAAAAGAUGGUCAAUCUGAAGAGACAGGAGAUCUUAAGCUGCCAAUAAUUCAACGUGCCAGACCAGAUAUGGAUGUUAUUAGAGAAGCAAAGAAGUUCAAGUCGAAAAAUCCCUCUUUUGUCAUAAAGAUUAAGCAAAUGCACCAAACAGGAUCACCAGCAAAUCUUCCAGUUUGUUUCUUCAGAAUGUACUUCGAGAACACCAAGGAGUAUGCAACUCUACGAGUUGGAAAGAAGCAGUGGCAUGCAACAUUGAUCUAUUAUCCAAAUAGGAAGAAUGCCCUUAUCUCUAAUUGGCGCUUGUUCGUUGAAGAAAAUAACUUAAAAGCCGGAGAUGUUUGUAUCUUUGAGCUCAUUAACAGACAAGGUCCAGAUCUUAAGGUUCAUAUUCGUCGAAGCCAUGAUUAGCAAAUGGCUUUGCUUACUUGUGUUGCAGAUCAAUGGAGUAUGUUCAGGGAUCAAGAGUUGUAACAGAGUCAUAGUUUUCAUCAUACUAAAUGGUUGCAUUGCAGCGUUAUCUCCUUACUACCAUAACUAGAAAUAUAUCUGCAUUGUAGAAACAAUACAUGUAGAAUUAUAUAUUGUCGGUAGUAUAAGAUGUUAUUUGGACAAAGUACCUAAUCAAAAGUUUCCCAACUACUUAUUUCAAAGCAAUUUAUGGUUUGGAUCCUAUUUCACUCAU